GCGGGCCGGGGGCUGCGCGGCGCGGCCGCCGUGAAUGUGCAGGCGGCGGAGCGCGGUUAGGCGUUCGCGGCGCUCGCAGCGGUGUAUUGUGGGAUCCCGGCCGCCGCCAGCAGCGAGCACACACAAUAUGUGGUGGCUCGCGAAAACGGGAGGCAGGAGCCUGGCGGGCAGCCCGCGCCGGUAACCGGCCCCAUGUGAGACGGGAGCUCGCCUUUCGCUGCCCGGAGACGAUCGGCCGCCCAGCGCGAUGUCUUUCCGAGAGACCAAGGCGGGGGAAAAAGCCAAGCACCCUGAAGAUCAUGGCAAAAAGCAGAGUUCAAGUUGGAUCAACGGAAUGGAGAAUAGCACGCAAGCCAGCACUUCUGUCGAGAAAAGAAAUCACCAUUGGAGAAGUUACAAGUUGAUUAUUGACCCGGCUCUGAAAAAAGGACAGCACAAACUCUACCGUUACGAUGGGCAACAUUUCAGCAUGCCUAACUCGGGGAUCGCUCCUGUGGAUUGUGUCAGGGAUCCCAGAAUAGGGCGAAUAUGGACCAAAACUAAGGAGCUGGAGCUGUCUGUCCCCAAAUUCAAGAUUGAUGAAUUUUACGUGGGGCCAGUGCCUCCCAAGCAGGUCACUUUUGCCAAGCUGAAUGACAACAUCCGUGAAAACUUUUUGGCCGACAUGUGCAAGAAGUACGGCGAAGUGGAAGAGGUGGAAAUUCUCUACAACCCCAAGAACAAGAAGCACCUGGGCAUUGCCAAAGUCAUCUUUGCCACUGUCAAGGGUGCCCGGGAGGCUGUGCAGCACCUUCACAACACCUCUGUCAUGGGCAACAUCAUCCACGUGGAGCUGGAUACAAAAGGUGAAACCCGCAUGAGAUUCUAUGAACUGCUGGUUAAUGGUCUUUACACUCCUCAGACCCUCCCUGUAGGCACUGAACAGGAUGUGUCCCCAACUGGGAAUGAAGCUCUCCAGUUGACGGACUCCCUGAAGCGCUUGAAGGACAGUUCCCUUUCUUCCGCUGGAUCCUCCGUUACCCCAAACAGCAGCACGCCCUUUUCCCACGACACAGCCUAUUCCAGCUGUCGGCAAGACACCCCAAACUCCUACAGCCAAUUCACCCCCCAGUCCCAAGGAACACCCCACACCCCACGCCUGGGGACACCGUUCUCCCAGGAUUCCACCUACUCCAGCCGACAGACAACGCCUGUGUACCAUUUUGGGCAGGACAGUGGGUACAAACCCAGGAGGCACGAGACGAAAUUUACGGAUGCGUACAACCGUCGUCCGGGACACCACUACCUGCACAACUCGGCGGGGGUGUUCCGAGGCACAGAGCAUCAGUUUAGCACAUUCAAAUCCCAUCAGCAGGAGCCAGUUCAGUUCUCUCACACUCCUCCCCUGAGCCACUCUAGUUCUUCGAGCUAUAAAUCUGCCUUCUCCCCCUACCAAGCACCAGCUGUGUUUCCCCAGUCUGAUGAGCAGCCGUUUCCCCAAACUUCCAGGGAGACAGAGUACCGGAGACCUGCGCCGCCUCCCACCGAGAUGGUUGUGGAAAGCAGCGCUGCCCCGAGCAUCGAUUUUGUCCCAGUGAAGGAGAAACCAGAGGAGCCUCCGCCCUUGCCCGACUCAAACUCUGUUCCUGAACCGAGCACAGCAUCCUUCUCUCAGACUCCAGAGAGGAGUGAGACCCCUGGCACCCCCACCAUGGAGUCUGAGAUGCAGCAUAACAGUUUAGACUCAAGGAUUGAGAUGCUCUUAAAAGAGCAGAGAACAAAAUUACCUUUUCUUAACGAGCAUGACUCAGAUAAUGAGAUCCGAAUGGAAGGUAGCCCUAUUUCCUCCUCUUCUUCCCAGCUCUCCCCCAUCCCAACAUACGGUUCGAACUCUCAGCCUGGUUUCAGGGGUCAGACGCCUUCCUCACGCCCUUCCAGCACAGGCUUGGAGGACAUCAGCCCCACACCCUUACCUGACUCUGAUGAUGACGAGCCCAUCCCUGGGACAGCUUCUCUGAGUCAGAAUUCCCGGGGGACAUCGGAGGCCAGCAUGACUCCCAUUGAUCAGCUGAGCAGGACCUCCAAAAUUGAGACCCUGGAGGCUAAAGAAAUGGUACCUGGUGACCAGACUCCAACAUCAGAAAAAAUGGACGAGGGUCAGCAUUCCUCAGGGGAGGACAUGGAAAUCUCCGACGACGAGACCAACCCUGCGCCCAUCACCAGCGCGGAAUGUGCCAAAACCAUUGUGGUGAACUCCUCCGUCAGCAACACGGCCGUGCUGGCCCCGUCCAUCCCCCCUCUGCCACCACCGGGAUUCCCUCCUCUUCCUCCUCCACCGCCCCCGCAGCCCGGCUUCCCCAUGCCCCCUCCGCUGCCUCCGCCGCCGCCGCCCACGCACCCGGCCGUCACCGUGCCCCCGCCGCCGCUGCCCGCCCCGCCCGGGGUCCCUCCGCCUCACAUCCUGCCCCCGCUGCCCCCCUUCCAUCCCGGCAUGUUCCCGGUCAUGCAGGUGGAUAUGAUCAGUGUCUUGGGCAACCAGUGGGGUGGCAUGCCCAUGUCCUUCCAGAUGCAAACUCAGAUGCUGAGCCGCAUGAUGCAGGCGCAGAACACGUACCAGUACCCGCCUUUCAUGACGGGCCGGAUGCAGUUUGUGAAUCUUCCUCCCUACCGCCCGUUCUCGAUGGGAGCCGCUCUCGCCCGCGGGCAGCAGUGGCCGCCGCUGCCCAAGUUUGACCCCUCGGUUCCACCCCCGGGUUAUGAGCCGAAGAAGGAAGAUCCCCACAAAGCCACUGUGGAUGGAGUCCUCCUGGUCAUAGUGAAGGAACUAAAGGCCAUCAUGAAAAGGGACCUGAACCGCAAGAUGGUUGAAGUGGUGGCGUUCCGGGCGUUUGAUGACUGGUGGGACAAGAAGGAACGUCUUGCAAAAGCGUCUCUCACUCCAGUGAAGUCUGGAGGAGAACUGGAGGAAAAACCAAAGCCAAAGGAUCGAAUUGCCUCUUGUCUUCUGGAGAACUGGAACAAAGGAGAAGGGCUGGGAUAUGAGGCAAUCGGCUUGGGCAUUGGGUUACGAGGGGCCAUCCGGCUGCCAUCCUUCAAGGUGAAAAGAAAGGAGCCACCUGAAGCUGCCUCAGCGGGAGAUCAGAAGAGAAUCCGGCCUUCUACUUCUGUGGAUGAUGAAGAUGAAGAGUCUGAGAGGGACAGGGAUGCUUCUGAUACAACAUCUGAGCUGUCAAAGAAGGAUGCAGAGGCAGUGGGGCUGCGACGGCGACCAGCAAGGCCAUUGGAGCUUGACAGCGAGGGAGAAGAAGGAGAUGAGACAUCAGGGAAAGAGGAAGAGUCCUCCUCAGAGAAGGAAGAGGAGCAGGAAGAAGAAGGAGGCUUGGUGAAAGCAGCACCUGGCAAGGAGGAAGAGGAGGAUGAGGAGGAUGAAGAUGAUGAGGAUGAAGAUGAUGAUGAAGACGAGGAUGAAGAUGAUGAGGAGGAGACAGGCAUAGAUACAAGUGACAAGGAGGAGGAGCAGGACUCCGAGGAGGAUGUAGCAAGUCCCUCGUCUUCCAAGGCUGAAGUUGAAUCAUCUGAUGAAAGUGAGGACUCCUCUGAAUUUGAGUCAAGUUCAGACUCGGAUGAUGAAGAUGAGGAGGACGAUGAUGACGAUGAAGAUGAGGAGGAGGAAGAGGAGGAAGAGGUGGCUGAAGAUCAAAGCAGAGAAGCCAUGGUUGCUGAGCCAGAGCAUGAACCUGCUGGUCUUGAGCUUCCUGAUGAUGAGAGGGAGACUAUUUUGGACCUGUAUCCUGUGGAUGACUACAUGGAUGCAACAGGCUUGGGACUUGCCGAGCCAGCUUUGGCUGUGAAAGAUGAAGGCAGUGAAGAAAUCAAGGCAGGGGAAAGUGAGUGCAGCCAAGUCCCAGGGGCUUCUAUUGCUGCUGAAACUCUGAAACACUUGGUUAUGGAAAGAGACCAGGAGACAAAACUUGCACUCUCUCCCAUCUGUAGGCCAGAGGAAGAGUCCGAACCCACUUCCAUGCUGGAGCCAGAGGUACAGGAAGGUCCAAAGCCUGAAUCUCAAGAUGAGGAAGCAGCUCUCUGUAUCUCUACUCCAGUGGCAGUCUUUGGAGAACCUCUGCCCAGCAAAAGCAGCUUCUUUGGCAAGUCUGAGGAGAGCAGCUUGGAAGCCCGAGCUAAAGCAAAGCCGCCGUCGGCAGCGGAGGAGGACGAGCGGCUGCCCCGCACGCCUGGACGGGAGGUGAUGAUCCACUCAGAGACUGAGACUCUCCUGCUUCCAGCCCACAAGGUGCCAUCCUCCAUGCUUCCCUUGCCAUCGACUCCUGGCAAGGAAGAAUCUUUAGUCCCUCCAGAAAAGUUCCCUGAACAAUUACUGGUGACCAAAACGUCCGUGGAAGAGGAGAUUCCCAGGACUCCCGGGCGGGACAUUUUGGCCAAGUCUUCACACCCCCUCUCGAAGUCGCAGAGCACGGACACUGUUCCAGCCACGCCAGGAAGUGAUGCUCCCCUUACAGGAAGCAGCUUGACCCUCAGUUCCCCUCAAGUCCCAGGGAGCCCCUUUUCCUACCCAUCCCAAUCUCCUGGCAUUAACAGUGGCAUUCCUCGGACUCCUGGGAGAGAUUUCAAUUUCACGCCUACUUUCCCAGAAGCUGGUGCUACCAUUCCUUGCCUUCUGCCUGGCAAGAAACAGUCAGAGGAUGAGCUAGAAGAGAAACCCUUUAAAGAGCCUCUUGGUGCUUCCCUUACGAUCAGCAUGAACAGUGUUCCUUCCCCUAUCCCCUUUGCCAGCCCCCCACAAGCAGAUUUCCACAUGGACAUGGGUUUGCCGCCUGAUGAGCCAAUACCUGUAGCAGCCCUGCCAUGCAUGCAUGGAGAUGGAAGAAUGCCCAUCGAGGAAUGCAAGGCAGAAGUAAAACCCGGUUUGCUCUCCCCAGAAGUACCCCCUGGGGCUUCUAUUCUUCCUCCCCCUCCACCACCUUCUGUUCUUCCCAAAAGGAGGCCGGGUCGGCCGAGGCGGUCCCCACCUUCUGUCCUCUCGCUGGAUGUGUACUCGGGCAAAACCAUAGAGCCUCCUCCCAUGCCAGUGGCCUUGGUGGAAGGUCCUGUGGGCAAAGAGCUGUUGAGUGGACAUCCUGAUGCCUACUAUGGACUGAAAGACCCUGAAGCCGUCACCCUGGACUUCAGGAAUGACGGUUUCCACGAGAAAAUAGCAGCUGAGACAGUUGCAGAGAAACUGCCAUUCAAGGAGCUGGAGAACCAGUGGAACGAAGACUUCAAGGAAGAAGAAGCUCACGCAAAACCUAAGAGACAGUGGCGAAGGCAGAAGAAGACAUCAGAGGAGCUGCCCAUGAUCCCUUCCCCCGAGUAUUCCCCACCCCAGCCGCAGUUCAGGCCGCGCUCCGAGUUUGAGGAGAUGACCAUUUUGUAUGACAUCUGGAACGGAGGCAUCGAUGAGGAGGAUAUCAAAUUCAUGUGUAUCACAUACGACCGCUUGUUACAGCAGGACAACGGUAUGGACUGGCUCAAUGACACCCUGUGGGUUUUCCAUCCUUCUACCAGCUUUUCUACCCCCAAGAAGAAGAAGAGGGAUGACGGGAUGCGGGAGCAUGUGACGGGCUGUGCACGAAGCGAAGGCUAUUACAAAAUUGAUAAGAAGGACAAACUCAAAUACCUCAACAAUAGCCGAGCUUUUGCAGAGGAGCCUCCAGCUGACACACAGGGUAUGAGCAUCCCUGCCCAACCUCACGCUUCCACCCGGGCUGGUUCCGAGAGGCGAUCAGAGCAGCGCAGGCUCCUCUCCUCCUUCACUGGUAGCUGCGACAGUGACCUGCUCAAGUUCAACCAGCUCAAGUUCCGGAAGAAAAAACUAAAAUUCUGCAAGAGCCACAUUCACGAUUGGGGCCUUUUUGCUAUGGAGCCCAUUGCAGCUGAUGAGAUGGUGAUCGAGUACGUGGGUCAGAACAUCAGGCAGGUCAUUGCUGACAUGCGAGAGAAGCGAUACGAGGAUGAGGGCAUUGGCAGCAGUUACAUGUUCAGAGUCGACCACGACACCAUCAUCGAUGCCACCAAAUGCGGGAACUUCGCCAGGUUUAUCAAUCACAGCUGCAAUCCAAAUUGUUAUGCUAAAGUCAUCACGGUGGAGUCUCAAAAGAAGAUCGUUAUCUACUCCAAGCAGCACAUCAAUGUGAACGAGGAAAUUACCUACGACUACAAGUUUCCAAUUGAGGAUGUAAAAAUCCCGUGUCUCUGUGGCUCUGAGAACUGCAGGGGAACCCUGAACUGAACUCAAGGUUUCUCUCAUCACACUUGCACCUUCGGCCAUGUCAGAACUGUGGUAACCAGGUGUGGUUGCACUUUGCCAAAAAAAGAGGAAAAAAAAAAACAACAGAAAAAAGGAAGAAAAAAAAAUUUAAAAGCAAAAAAAUACUUACCAAAAAAAAAAAAGAGGAAAAAGAGAAGAAAACCAAGCAAGUUUCGCACUUCUGCCAGGAUCAUGAGUGAAAACAAAAAGCGCACACGCUUACGAGGACUGUUCAUCUUUCAGGUGCUUUUUCCUUUUCAGAUCCAACACGCACACAAAAAGGUGGCUACCUUUUGUGGCAUGGUCUAUCCAAACACUAGCUUCUCUGUUCAGUCCCUGCAGUAAUGCUCCAUAAUGGGAUAAUGGUACCUUUUUUUUUUUAAUUGUUCUUAUAAACCUUCAUCUUUUCAUAAAUGCUGCUACCUUUUUCUCAUCAGUUUUCGUUGGUUGAAAAAGACAUUCAACGUUUAAAUGUGAAGCAGAGACUGAAAAUGCCAUAUAGGGUUUGUUGGGAGCUUGAUUGGCUGAAAUUGCACAGUUUUCUCAGAGUAAGCUGUAAAUAAAUGUAAGGUUGAUGUUACAGAGCAAGCCAGAGGCUUGAGGGUGUGUGAAUGAGUGUGUGUGUGUGUGUGUGCUUGGGGGUGUGUGUGUGUGUGCAGGUGUGUCCACAGUGAGACUAGAGCUGAACUGUCCUGCCUUUUCGUUAGGGAUGAGCCUGAACAGGGCCCCUCAGCCAGACCCCAGGGCAGAGCCAGGUCAGCCAGACCUCAGCUCCCUUCCUUGGGCUCCCCUCUCAUUUUCUAUGCCAUGCUGGUCCAUGGGGGAUCAAAACCUCUGCAGCUGCACGUGAGAAAUCCUUGGAUACUGAGUCACUAGGAAGAAGUGGAGCCAGCUGUGCAGCUGUGGCAUCGUGUGGCCUUUGGGGAUGCCCAUUCCUUGGAGAUGGUCUUGUCUUGCUUGCAGAAGAGGCUGAGAUUAAGUGGACAGCUCAGCCCCUGCUUGUGCUGUAGAAAUCCUGCCCUGCCUGCAAGCAAAGACUAUGGGCCACGUUUGUAGCAGGAUUUUCUUCCUGUGGAUGGGAAACAGGCUGAUGUGUGACUUGUAUUCAUUUUUUCUCACUUUCAUCUGCAUUUCCCUGCCCUUCCAAUGUUUUAUAUGGAGUAUUUGCUCUGUCCUUGGAUGUGGGAGAUGCCUCCUGUGAUAGGAGCAAGCUGUGUCCUGCCACUCUCCUCCCUCUGUUACUCAGUAACUUGGCCUGGGGCGGUCCCAUCCCUCCAGAAAAUCAUGGUAAAAGUGUCCCCCAGAGCAAUCCUGUCCCCCCCAUCUAUACCAUGAAAAUGAAUGCUUCUCUAAAUUUGGUAGGCAUGUUUUAAAAUUAUUUCUCAAUAUGUUUUGUCCUUGUAGAUGUGCUGAGGUGAAGGUUGCAGUUCUUCAAGAGGUUCCAUUUAAAAAUGGGACCAAACACCAAAAAAAUAGUUCUUUGGAUGAGAUCUGGAAAUGUUACACCACCGUUCAGGUAUAGACAGGACCAGUUUUUCAAUUUGCAUUGAAUUUCUCCUGCUUUAAAAGUAGAGAAUAGUCAUACUAAACUCUUUUUAAUUGGCUUGUAAGGGGAAGUUGCAAUGUCAUUACGAAAUGGGAAGAUUAUCUGCAUAACUAAACACCUUCUCCCCACAGAACAAAUUGCACAGCUGUAUUCUUGUAUUCUUUCCAAACCUCCAUGAGCAGAGGUGACAACCUUGCAAAAGAGGUUCUUGGAAGUUUUUUCAGCUGUUCCAUGGAAAUUGCCAGGCCUGCAGUGCAGCAUGGAGCUUGUAAUGUAGGUUCUGUAAUGUACCUCUGCCUCCACAUUUCUUCUCCAGGCAAAAGGCCUGAGGGAGCAGGAACACACAGACUGCUACAAGCUGCCUUAACACCACCUGUGUUUCUGUCUGAGGGUGAGCAAAUUGUCUCUGAGAUUGGACAAUCCAUAGUCCAUCUCUGCUUUUGUUUUGGUUUAGUUUUAUUGUUUCCCCCCUUCAUCAUAAAUCUAUCCAGCAAUUGGGUGUUGGUGACCCAGAACCUAAAAUUGUGAGAAGCACAAGUUUCUGUCACUGAAUGUUGGUUGGAACUGCAGUGAUGGCAUUUAGGAGUUAAACUGCUGCUCAGUUUAGUUAUUAUUUUCUGAAUGAGACUCAAUGUGUUGGCAUCUCCACAGCUUGGCCUUUGACUUUUGAGGCUUUGGAAAUGCGUGGAAGUUUCCUGGGUGUCAGAACUGAGGCCCCUGUCCUUGGCCUUCUCCCUCUCUGCUCCAUCAAAGCAGUGCAUUAACAGUGGAUUUGUGGGGCUGAGGACACCCCAGACAGCCCAGCCCUGCUGGCAGUUCUGUCUCCCAGCAGAUCUGUGUGCUCUGGAUGGGAUCAGCCCCUGCAGUUUGCCUUAAUCCUUGGUGAGGAAGGUGGGGAGGAAGGUCACUGUUACCUUCACGUCCUUCCCCGUGUGUUUUUUAGGAGCACCAAAAGGAUUUGGGUGCCAAAGACCAUGAGCACCUAAAUCACUUGGGUACUUCCAAAGCUGCCUGUAAUUUAUCCCCUUUUAGGAUCCCAGACAAAUAAUGUGAGUUUUUAGAAGAGCUGAUCUCUCAGUAGUUUCCCAGGAAGAAACAGAGCUGUUGAGAAGCCACAGCACUUCUGAAAAAUCAUGUUAUUCUGGUCUCAAAGCUAAACCUGAGGCUUCUCUCCUUUUCCCCAUAAAUCUUGGCUUGCAGAGUCCUACCUGGGAGAUAUUUUGUCUUGGACUGGGAAGCUGCCUGACCUCCAAACAAAUCAUUUUAUGGUGAGGACUCUCAAGUCUGGUGCAGUGAUUUCUGUGGGUGCCCUGGGGUCUUGUUGGGCCAGGGGAGCCCUGCAGCCACAGAUGUGCUUUGGAGAUGCCUCAAAUCCUUUGCCUUGUACUUGGCAAGGGAUGGGAUGAGAGGAGGGCAGGAGCUGUGUGGUUCACAUUCAGCACAAGUUCCCUGGGACCCCAUGGGAACAGUGACAGGGAUAAAGAGGAACCUCACCAGCACAUGCUGCUAACAGGCACUGCAGUGCUUUUGUCCACUGAAAAGCCCAUCCCCAAAUUUAUUGUCACUUCAAUUUGAGCCUCAGACAGAAAAAGAAAGAGACAUUUACAGUGCUCCCUGCAAAAUUCCAUCUUGCUGAGAGGAAUGACCCAAGAGAACAGAGCAAAAUUACGGAGAUAGAAUUGAAGGCUUUGGUUUGCAGCUGUGGGAGGUGAGGGUGCAGGUGCCUCCGUGCUGCCAUCCACAGGACCCGUGUGGCUCACACCUCUCUGCAGUCCCAGGCUGGUCCCACAGUGGUCUGAGACUCUGGGGGGGUCCAGGAGGGGAUGGGGGCUCAUCCUGCAGUUAUUUAUAUUGUAUAGAGCAGCUUAUUUCUACAAGGAAAGAAAAAAAACCAUCAUUUUUAAACUCCAUUACACAGUAGUUUCAGUUCUGGUUUUUGUGACCUUUUUCAGGGAUCAUUUCAGUGCAUUUCUGUACAAAAUAAAAAUUUAAGGAAAAAAAAGGAUUUUGAAGUAUAAAAAAAUGCAUCUUCUGUACAUAGGCGAACUCAAGAAUCUUCUCUUCAAACACUGUUUCUUGUAGAAACAUGUUGAAAUUUUUUUGCUGAUUUCUUUGUACUUCAAGAGCAUGUAAAUAGUUUAUUAAAAGUGACUAUUGUAAUUUGGAGUUCUUUUUAAACAGAUUCCAGCUCUAAAUCAUGUCAAGAUGGGGAGGAAGAAGGACUGAGUAUAGCAAAGGAGCUGGUGGCAUUUACAGCUUGUGUCAAGCUUUGUAUAAUGUAAAUUCUGUAUAAAUAUGGGGUUUUUUUUUGUCAAAUAAAUAGGUGAAAUUAGAAGCAUUAAGAAACUGAAGACAAAAAAUUGCCAAGUCAAGGCUUCUUCUUUCCCCCCCUCCCUCAGUCUGAAACCUAAUGUGCAAAAUCUAUUUAUUUCAAGCGAGGAAAUGUGUACAGUCUAAUAGACACCCUAAAAUGUAUUUAAGCAAAUUUGCAACUGGAUUUUUUCAGUUUAAUAUUUGUUUUGUUUUUAUGAGUUUCCUCCUUAAUUGCCACUGUAGGAUUUGUCCAAGUGAAAAGAAACACAUCAAGAAGGACACUCUAAAACAAUGGGGCAGUUUCGAAGCAAAGUGGAAGAACACCCAGCUCCCAAUUCUUGCAGUUUUCUGGUUUUAAUUCCCAUCAUGGAAAUCAAGGGCCUCCUUUAAAAGUAGGCAGGUCAAAUGGUUUGCAAUAAAUUAAAAAAUAUUAUUAUUUUUUUUCCUAAGUUCCUUUUAAAAAAAACAACAACUCUGCUUUGAAGAUUUAGGAUUUCUGCUUUUUCUUUUGUUAAGCAAAUUUAUAAAUUUAGGGAUGUUUUGUGCAUAUAGAAUCUGUCACCAGUAUGUAUCUUGUUUUGAAGAAAGUGUUUUUGUUGUGGAUGUGUCAUGCUGUAUAUAUUUGUUCAUAUUUUUGUGAAUUGAAUACUAUGUACCAUUGUAUUAUAGUAACUUUUAUAAAGCAAACCAUAAAUAUACUGACUUUUCUUACAGAAAAA
Parus major (Great Tit) is the source of this 10861-nucleotide messenger RNA. RefSeq names its product SET domain containing 1B, histone lysine methyltransferase (gene SETD1B). The transcript is spliced from 18 exons. Gene Ontology annotation, molecular function: histone H3K4 methyltransferase activity; RNA binding; protein binding. Gene Ontology annotation, cellular component: Set1C/COMPASS complex. The record is from RefSeq and is a predicted model, not a curated record. Lineage: Eukaryota; Metazoa; Chordata; Aves; Passeriformes; Paridae. The coding region runs from base 248 to 6265 and encodes 2005 amino acids.